CCACUGCGCAGGCGCACGGUGGAGGUGUAAAAUGGGAGGAGAGCUGGGGGGGGGCGGGAAUGUGGCUCCGCCCCUUCCCUCACAUCACGUGCAGGAGGAGUCCCGGGUCAUGUGAGCCCUCCAAUGGCUGCGGGGUUCUAAACUACGGCGAGAGAGGGAAGGAAGGAAGGGGUGCGAACCCGUGUGAGGCAGGAAGGAGAAGGCGCGCGCCGGAGGGAGGGGUGCGCCGCCGCGCUCGCUCGCCUCUGUUCCCCCAACUUUCCCCUGGUUCAACUCCUGGCUGCCGGCGCGAUCUGAGGUCGCGAGCCCUCGCGCCGGGAUCCGUCUGCCCAUCCCCCGCAGGGGCCGCUUGUGGGGUGUGAGGCGGCCGCCGUGGGGCAGGACACCCCGGUCCGCCCCGUCCCUCUGCCCCCCUCCCCCCACUCCCGCCCCGAGCUCCCGGAGCCUAGUGCGCGGCCAGCACCCCGCGCCGUCGGCCCCGGCCCCGGGAUGCAGAACGUGAUUAACACGGUGAAAGGGAAGGCGCUGGAAGUGGCCGAGUACCUGACCCCCGUGCUCAAGGAAUCAAAAUUUAAGGAAACAGGUGUGAUCACCCCAGAAGAGUUUGUGGCAGCUGGAGACCAUUUAGUCCAUCACUGUCCAACAUGGCAAUGGGCAACAGGCGAAGAUUUGAAAGUCAAGGCAUACCUACCAAAUGGCAAACAGUUUUUGGUAACUAAAAAUGUGCCUUGCUACAAACGGUGCAAACAAAUGGAAUAUUCAGAUGAAUUGGAAGCUAUAAUUGAAGAAGAUGAUGGUGAUGGGGGAUGGGUAGAUACAUAUCACAACUCAGGUAUUACAGGAGUGACAGAAGUAGUUAAGGAGAUUACCCUGGAAAGCAAGGAUAGUGUAAAACUUCGAGACUGCUCAGCUUUAUGUGAGGAGGAAGAAGAAGAAGAUGAGGGAGAAGCUGCAGAUAUGGAAGAAUAUGAAGAGAGUGGACUCUUGGAAACAGAUGAGGCAACUCUGGACACAAGGAAAAUAGUAGAAGCUAACAAAGUUAAAAAUGAUGCUGGAGGUGAAGAUGCUAUUUUACAAACCAGAACUUAUGAUCUUUAUAUCACAUAUGACAAAUAUUAUCAGACUCCAAGACUCUGGUUAUUUGGCUAUGAUGAGCAACGGCAACCUUUAACAGUAGAACAUAUGUAUGAAGACAUCAGUCAAGAUCAUGUGAAGAAAACAGUGACCAUCGAAAAUCAUCCUCAUCUUCCACCACCUCCCAUGUGUUCAGUUCACCCAUGCAGACAUGCUGAAGUGAUGAAAAAAAUCAUUGAGACAGUUGCAGAAGGUGGAGGAGAACUUGGUGUUCAUAUGUAUCUUCUCAUUUUCCUGAAAUUUGUACAAGCUGUCAUUCCAACAAUAGAAUAUGACUACACAAGACACUUCACAAUGUAAUGAAGAGAUAAUAAAUUCUAUGCUAAUUAUUGAUUCUAAUUUUAAAAGAAUUAACCCAUAGAUGUGACCAUACUCACCAAUGAAUACAAUUCUGUAAUAAAGGGACUUAUGUUUAUUCAUUAAACAAAAGACGUUCCAUUACCAGCCUUGUUUAAUAAAAACCUGUGUGCAAAGAAA
Messenger RNA from Monodelphis domestica (gray short-tailed opossum), 1611 nucleotides. It is a transcript of the gene ATG3, whose product is annotated as autophagy related 3. Gene Ontology annotation, biological process: glycophagy; autophagosome assembly; autophagy of mitochondrion. Gene Ontology annotation, cellular component: phagophore assembly site; cytosol. The record is from RefSeq and is a predicted model, not a curated record. Lineage: Eukaryota; Metazoa; Chordata; Mammalia; Didelphimorphia; Didelphidae. Gene Ontology annotation, molecular function: Atg8-family ligase activity.